GCUCUCUUCGCCUUUCCUUUAAGGAAAAAAUCUACCAAAAAAAAAAUUAUUAAAAAAAAAAGUAUAACAAAUUACGGAGCGGACUAUCUGUUGGUUAUUUGUAUCAUUAUAAAGUUUAUUUGAUUUCAGUACCUUGGUUUAGAUAUUUAAUUUUAUAGAAUGAAUCGCAGAAGGGGACAUGAAGAUGACGAUGUAUACGAUCGUUUACAUAGAAAGAGGCGUCGAGUUUCAGAAAAUCAAGAGAUAGAGGAUAGAUUGGAAUCGCUUAUUUUAAGAGUUGGUGAAAAAAGUAGUUCCAGUCUCGAAAGCAAUCUGGAAGGUUUGGCCAGUGUUCUAGAAGCAGAUUUGAGUACAUUCCGAGUAAAAAUUCUUCGCAUUCUUACCGAUUGCGCUAUUCGUAUGCCUGAAAAAUGCACAAUCUAUGCUACACUUGUUGGUUUGCUCAAUGCUAAGAACUAUAACUUUGGUGGUGAGUUUGUUGAUUAUAUUGUGAAAACCUUCAAGGAGAAUUUGAAAGUUGGCAAAUGGAAUGCAGCUAGAUAUUGUCUUAGGUUCAUAUCAGAUUUAGUAAAUUGCCAUGUUUUGGCCGCUUCCUCUUUGUUGACUUUACUGGAAACACUAGUAGAUUGUGCUAAUGAAGAUGGAGUUCCUCAAGUGAGAAGAGAUUGGUUUGUGUUUGCUGUUUUGUCUGCCUUGCCAUGGGUGGGCCGAGAGCUAUAUGAGAAAAAGGAAUCUCAACUGGAACAUUUACUUAUAACUAUUGAAGUAUUUUUGAAUAAGCGCAGUAAAAAACAUUGGUCUGCAUUGAAAGUGUGGGCAGCCGAUUCACCACACUUGCAGGAAGAAUACUUGGAUUGCCUUUGGGCACAAAUAAAAAAAUUAAGACAAGAUAAUUGGUCUGAAAAACACAUCCCAAGACCUUAUCUUGCGUUUGAUUCAAUUUUGUGUGAAGCAUUGCAACAUACACUUCCCACUAUUCAGCCUCCACCUCACAAUGAUUCUGACACUUACCCAAUGCCUCGAGUGAUAUUCCGUAUGUUUGAUUACACGGACUGCCCUGAUGGCCCUGUGUUGCCUGGAGCUCACUCUAUUGAGCGGUUCCUGAUUGAAGAGCAUUUACAUAACAUAAUUGAGGCAUACCAUCUGGAGCGUAAAGAGUGUGCUGCCCAAUUACUCUGUUUCCCUUAUAAAGCUAAGAUACCUCUGGAGUACUGUAUUGUAGAGGUUAUAUUUGCUGAGCUUUUUAACUUGCCAAGACCGAGGUAUUUGGAAAUUUGUUAUGGAUCUAUUCUGAUUGAGCUAUGUAAACUCCAACCUUCCACCAUGCCUCAAGUGUUAGCACAAGCUACUGAGAUUCUAUUCUUGAGAAUUGAUACUAUGAAUGUGGCUUGUUUUGACAGAUUUGUGAAUUGGUUUUCAUACCAUCUCAGUAACUUCCAGUACCGCUGGUCGUGGGAAGAUUGGGAAGGUUGCAUUCAGUUAGAGUCUGACCAUCCAAAACCAAGGUUCAUUAGGGAGGUGCUAGGCAAAUGUCUGAGGUUGUCAUAUUAUCAGAGGAUCAAGGAUGUUGCCCCAGAAACAUUUGCUGCCUUAGUUCCACUAAAACCAGAGCCUAUAUACAAAUAUUCAAUGGAGGGUGCAGCGUCUCUACCGGGCACAGAAGCGGCUCACCAAUUGGUUGUGAACGUUCGCAAUAAAUGCACGCCAGAGGAAGCUCUGAACGUCCUCCGGGAACUGCCCAAUCCGUUACGUGAGGGGGAACAGCCAGCGGCCGCGCAGGCUGCGCCGCACAACCCCCUCAAGAUUGAUGUGUUCGUGCAGACGCUUCUCAACCUCGGCAGUAAAAGUAUCAGCCACAGUUUUGCUGCGAUAUCUAAAUUCCAUUACGUUUUUAAGAUCUUGGCGGAGUCUGAGGAGGCACAGAUCUGUAUACUGCGCAACGUGUGGGAGUUGUGGCAGCGGCACCCGCAGAUGGUGUGCGUGCUGGUCGACAAGAUGCUCAAGACGCAGAUCGUGGAGUGCAGCGCUGUCGCCACCUGGCUGUUCUCUAAGGAAAUGGCGCCGUACUUCACGCACGGCUACCUCUGGGAGGUGCUGCAUCUCACCAUCGAUAAGAUGAAUAAACAUGUCACUAAGCUCAGUGGCGAAUUGCAGGAAGCGAGAGAAGCUCUAGCUAGAGCUGACUCCAGCAGUUCAGAUUCCGAAGACGAAAGCGGUACUAAAAAGAAAAAAGAUCAAGAUAAACCUACCGAAGAGGCGGUGGAGCGAAUGGAAGAGCGUCUAGAAGCGGCCCACAUGGACCAGAAGAGAUUGUUCCUGAUCGUGUUCCAGCGGUUCAUCAUGAUCCUCUCGGAACAUCUCGUGCGCUGCGACACAGACGCUCGCGAUCCGGACACGCACUGGUACCGCAGCACCGUGGGCAGACUGAGACAAGUGUUCCUAGUGCACCACGAGCAGGUACAGAAGUAUAGCAGCACACUGGAGACGCUGCUGUUUACGCAAGAUCUCGAUCCGCAUAUUCUCGACGUGUUCCAUCAAUUCGUAGCUCUCACGGCUUAAUUCAUUUUAACAUGUCUGGCAAUUAAUGUUUAUAUUAAAAUAUCAAAUUAUAGAUAUUAUGUACACAGUGGAAAAUCAGGUUAAUUCAAUAUGGUUUUAUUUGUGUAAGCACUGUUGCAAUGAUUUUAAUCCUUAACGCUUCUAAGGUAUAGUUCAAAAUCAGCUGCGAUAAUUUGGCAUAUUGUGAUAAUCUGACGUGCUAUUGUGUGUAUAUAAAUUAUAUAUUUAAUUGUAUCAAGAAAGUAACAGUAUUUCCGUUUCGUUUGUCUACAAUUUAUAAUACAUUUAUGGAAUGUCACACUACGGAACUAUUUUGGAAUGAUUAUCGUCUCAGAAGUCAUUAUGUUAAUUUGAUUAUGAUCUAUAUUAAUUUAUACAUUCUGUUGGUUUUGUUAGUAGUCGCACCAGUACAUUAAGUUAAAACGUGGAAUUUACGCAAAUAAUUUUGUAUUUUAUUUUCAAUCACUUACAUUGUGAAAUUGAUUAGAGCAAUUUGACAGAUGCGUAUUACGCGCUGUUUCUUUUAAAAGUACCUUACCGUUUAAUAUAAACUCGAAAUCUCAAAAAUAUCAAUUUUAUGCAGUUUUUAUCAAGAGACAAAUGAAAGAAUCAUCCAUUUUGACUGUAUUUACGUUAAUCUUCUGCAAAUCGAAUUGCUAUGCCUGUAUGAAAUUUUGUAAGUUAGUAAAUAAUCCAUCAGCAUGGCACAUUUUUCAUCUGGAGAAAAUAAAAUUACCUGAUGUCAAAUCGGUGAGUUUCACAAUAUUAUUCUUUGUUUUGGGGCUAAGUAGUGAUAUGGAACUGUAGUUAAUGUGACAUAAAGGACUUUUUAGCCUAAAGAAAGAAGUUAAUAAUGUCCUUUAAAAGAUUUAAUUUCUUCUGGGCCGACUAUAAGUUGUCCUAGAUGUUUAGUAAGAAUUAAAAUUUAUUAGCAAUUAUUUUCUAGUAUCUUGAGUAAGUCGGUAAAACUGUUAGAACCAAUUAUUGCCUUAUAUUAAUGAAACGGGAUGUCAUUUUAUUCGUGGCAAAUCAUAAAUGAUUGUAUGAUUUGUUGACUAAAACUUCUUGACCUCCUGAGAUAAGAGGAUAGUAAUAGCAAUACACAAUACUGUAGUAAAGUUAUUUAUGUACCAAAGUAUAUGUUUUUCUCGACUGAUGCAGUGAUAUAAUAUCUGGCUCGGUUUUCUUACACUCGAUGCGAUAUUAUCGUCAACUGUUUCAAAAUGAAGUUCACGAUAAAUCUACAAUCGAAUACACCCGUAUAUUCACAUUGCAUUGAGUUUAAAUUUUAUUAGUAUAUAAUAAAUUUAUUGCUCGAUAUAAUAUUUUUUUUUCUAAGUUGCAAAACGCUUUAUGGCAAACUGGCUAACAAUUAAUACUUGUAUUAUUUAUUGAGAAUGAUAUAUAUAUUUUUCAAAACAAAUUCUCAUAUGAGAUAUGGCUAUUAUAAUACUUCAUAUUUAAAUCUGUAGGCAUAAAGUGUUUUUGUUUCAAACUCUUGAAUUUAGUUAAUGAUUGGGGUAUAUAAUUACGUUAAUAUAAAAUAUUGUUUGGUUGCAGACGUGUGAAAUAUUUUAUUUAUUUUAUUUACUGUCUGUAAAUAAAUGGAUUGUAAAUU
This is a messenger RNA of Diatraea saccharalis (sugarcane borer), 4177 nucleotides long. NCBI's taxonomy places the organism in Eukaryota, Metazoa, Arthropoda, Insecta, Lepidoptera, Crambidae. The record is from the annotation of a GenBank genome assembly.